AUGCGUCCCGGUCGUCACUUUGUCGACGACCCUCGAUGCGCGCGUGAGGACAUGACGAAACCGCGCGAAACGACGACGACGCGCGCGCGCGCGUCGUCGUCGUCGCGACCCGCGAUCGCGCUCGGUCGACCCGUGCGCGCGCACGUCGAACCGCCGCCGAGGACGCGCGCGGAGGCGCGAGACGGGACGCGAUUUCCGAGCGAAAAACUGACGCGAGAGCUGGUGAGACGAGGGUACGACGAAGAAAAGCAUCGCGAGUGGCGAAUCGCGCGGACGGUGAAGACGAUCGAUGGGAAGACGACGUUCGAUGACGGGACGUUUAUGUCGCCGCGAGCGCUGCAAGAGAUGUUGACGCGAAUGGCGACGAGCGAGACGCUGAAAGCGAUACGAGCGAAUGCGAACGAGGGGGCGAAGGAAACGCGCAGAGUGCCGAAACGAGGACGGAGAGAUGAUGGGAGUUACGACGUGGAGUUACGCGGGGAGGCGUUGAAGACGUGGAGCGCGCCCGAGUUGGUGCACGCGCGCGCGGAGGAGUCGGCGGCGUUUUUUCGGGAUUUGGCGAGCGACGUCGGAUUGCACGCGCUCGAGCGACGCGUGCCACACGGCGUGCGGAAGCGAAAUUUGUUUGAAACCUUGCAUGGGUACAACGUUCCGAUUCAUCGCGCGAUGUGGAUGGUGAAGGUGAACUAUCUAUCGCAGUGUAAACGAGAUUUUGACGCGUGUCGACGCGCGUGGACGGAGGACUUACUCGCGCACAUCUUCGAUGUAUUGCGCGACGAGGAAAUGGUGGCACAAAGUGGCGAAGGUGUCGAGACGGAAUUAAAGUACGUCCUAGCGUUAGCGAACUAUUCAGUCGAGGAAGACUUGGUGGAUCAGCAAAAGUACUUGCACGAGUUUCUGCGAUUUAUGAAUGAACAAAAGCGGCAGAGAACUGGAAGCGCUCAUGAUUUUGCUCGGGCGCUGAGCCCAGCUUUACGCACGCUCGUGCCUCAGGCUUCAAAGUCGCACGCAGAUUCAGUUGGUCUGGUGGACAGAGUCUCGUGGUGUUUACAGGAGAUUUUGAAAGAGAGGGGACAGUCGGACAAGUAUCUCGUGAUAAGCUUAAGUGAUGUCGUGGCCUCCGUCGCCGCCGCGAAUAUGGAUGCGUUCGUCGCCGCACCGCGGGACGGAGGCCUGAACAUCAUCACUAAUUUGCGGCGUGACUUUCAGAGAAAGAAAAUGCCGUUGUCACAACGACUGUGCAGUGUGCUCGACGACGUCGACAAUCGCGUGAAAUCGCUCGCGCAAGCGGCGAGCCCAGAAUUGAUCACCAUAAAGGCCCGAAAUCUUAUUGAGACGUUACACAAGUUGCUGGAAAGUAAUCUAGACCAAGUAGCGUCGCGUACGAUCGCGCGAAAGUACAUUGAUCGAGAGGAAAGUGAAGAGCUUGCGAUGAAGUCUAUGGUGAAGACUUCGUGCGAUUGGUGCAUGGAUGUUUCGGAAGACGAGGCAAUGAAGCGUCGCACAGCGGUACGAAUCUUUUUCGUCGAACUCGCGGAAACUUCUUCUAGAUUAAAUAUAUACGUGUUUGACUGGAUCAAAGAAAGAACCAUGAUAGUAGCGCGUGAAGAUUACACCAAGUGCAUCUCAGAACUGCUGAUUGAGUUGCUGUGGGGCAAAGUCGUGGACCUUUCUCAGUUGUUGAAUUUCAUUAUGGUGGAGGGUAUCGUCGAGCACAAAGAUUCAGGCGCGUCGCAGAAAUCGCUCGCGGCGUUUCGCGAAUACAUGAGCCAGAUCGUGCGAAACAAUGACGAGCGAGAGUCCAAACUGGACGACUCGAUGGUGCGCACUCUGAAACAACUCCUCGAAUCGGCGAAUGAAAUGUCAGACGCCACAAUAUCGAGGGCGCUCACCCCGCCUCACUCUACGGCAGAUGUGUCAAAGCAUUUUGAAAUCUCUACAGACGAGGAAAAGCGACUGCUUGAAUUGUUUCACGCGGUCACCUACGCUGAUUUGCUUUCCAAGCUGGAGGAAUUGAAGUGUGUGCACGAUGAAUUCAAAUGUUCGCGAGAUGCGCACUCAGUCUUUUCGCGAGUUGUUGUCGGUGCGCUAGUGCUAAAGCCCUCUCGAGUCAGAUUACUUGCCGAACUCGUGGGUGGAAUAGGCGACGACGUCACAACGGAUGUCCUUUCGUACGUCGGUGGCAGAGUUUGCGAUGAUGCGAAUGUUGACGGCGUACUUCAAGGUGCUUACUGGGAUGACUCAAACGCUGCGCGUCGAUGGGAAAUCGCUCAGAGCCUUGUCGAAUUUCGGCUAUGUUUACUACAUAAUAUCGUCAAACGCAAGCGUGACGCGGCGAUAGGAAUCGUCAAGGGUGCGAUUCAACAGCUCAAAGAAUUGGCUCUGUCGACGCGAGACGUUUCGCACAAACUACUCCUCAUUUGGGUGCAGAUUCUAACACUCAUCCCGUUGAUUGGUUACGUGCUCAUGUCCAAUGAACUCAAAGAUGAUUUUUUGCAGCUCAUUGUCGAAGUCCUCGACUCAUUUAUCGGUAAAACGAUCGUCGAGGAGUCUGAGGAAGAUUUGGUAGCCGAAUCAUUUGCGGGCGAAUCGCUCGUGGACCGUCUCAUCGCUCUGUUCUCUGUCAUCUGGAGGAGCGAAGUGCCACAGUGGUUGCCAGCCAUCCCAAAACUACCGUUUUGGGACGUUUCGUCGAAGAUGGUUCCAAUGACGGAGUUCAUUGAUUCCAAAACCCUGGCCGGCGUCGUCUGCGUGCGCCUGAAGCGGGCCAUUGGAGGACCAGCGCGCGGCAAGCUUGGCGAUGUGAACGCGUGGAAAACUUUAGCGAGUGGAGCGUCUACGCUCAGCGCAAGAUCGAAAAUCAGCGAGAAGGCCGAAUUUUGGCUACAAGGGACAGUGCGGCGCCCGGGAGGUAAUCUUGCGUGGGAGAACGUCAGUGCCGAACCAAACGCGGAUCAUUUGAAAUGA
Messenger RNA from Ostreococcus lucimarinus CCE9901, 2967 nucleotides. RefSeq lists its product with no specific name. Gene Ontology annotation, cellular component: mediator complex. The record is from RefSeq and is a predicted model, not a curated record. Gene Ontology annotation, biological process: regulation of transcription by RNA polymerase II. The transcript has a single exon. NCBI's taxonomy places the organism in Eukaryota, Viridiplantae, Chlorophyta, Mamiellophyceae, Mamiellales, Bathycoccaceae. Gene Ontology annotation, molecular function: transcription coregulator activity. The coding region runs from base 1 to 2967 and encodes 988 amino acids.